Molecule: messenger RNA, 2557 nt
Organism: Drosophila kikkawai
Lineage: Eukaryota; Metazoa; Arthropoda; Insecta; Diptera; Drosophilidae
Gene: Agps
Product: alkyldihydroxyacetonephosphate synthase
Biological process (GO): lipid biosynthetic process
Cellular component (GO): peroxisome
Molecular function (GO): alkylglycerone-phosphate synthase activity; FAD binding
Source: RefSeq, a predicted model, not a curated record
UCAGUUUCGGUGCGUUUUAGCUAUUUGUCGUUUUGCCGCGAAGCAUUGACGAAUUUACACUUCAAACAAUUGUUAAUUGCAAAUACAUAGGAGGUACGUAAUAGACAAUGUGCUUGUAUUUGCAAGAGAAGAGUGCGUUCGCAGCCGUGCGACUAUGGACGAGGGCUUAGUUUCGGUUUCAGAGUUGCGCGUUGCAGUUGGAUCGCUCGGGGAUUCCAUAUUCGAAGAAUUCCCCCAAUUAACCCGGCAGGCCACGCAUUUCCUGACGCAGCAAAAAAAGAUUAAAGAGAGUAGCACUGAUUAUCGAUUUUGUGCCCAUGUGUGAAAGCGUUUGACAAAAAAAUUAAUAAAAAAGCCUCUGCCAAACCGACGGGCUGUGCAAUCCCCUAGCUAAAGUAUUCCCAUAUCCACAACCCUCGACCCAAAGCCGGCAGGUGCAAUAAAUACGCGACAUGGCGGCCAAGCGGAAUGCCGUGACCACGGAAGCUCCGGAAUCGUCGGCGGCGCCCGGCGAGGGAACCCUGCUGGCCCUGGACCCGCGCCUCUCGAAGCGCGUGGAGAGCGUCAUUCCCAAGAAGCGCCAUGAGGCCCUGAAAUGGUUUGGCUGGGGCUACAACGACUCUCAGUUUUACGGAAAGGAUGGCGUCAUCUGUUUUCGCGGCGACAAAUAUCCCCUUGCUGGUUGCGAGCUGCCCGGCUUCACCAAGUGGGUGAAGGACAGGUUCCAGCUGUCGGUGGAUCCCGGCAAGCCGUAUCCCCAGCUGCCGCAGUCCUUUCCCCGCCCGGUGGAGAAUGCUCCCUUCCUUCGCGAACUGAAGGGUACCACCAAGGUGGAUCACUCGCUGGAGGGCAUCGAUAGGCUAGUGCGUUGCCAUGGCCAAACCCUUAAUGACAUAUACAGCCUGUGGCACCACAAGUUCAACAGGAUUCCCGACCUGGUGGUGUGGCCCCGCUGCCACGACGAGGUGGUCCAGCUGGUGCGUCUGGCCCACAAGCACAAUGUGAUGCUGGUUCCUUUUGGAGGGGGAACGAGUGUCUCGGGGGCCGUGACCUGUCCCCAGAAUGAGUCUCGAAUGAUCUGCGUCCUGGACACCUCCCAGAUGAAUCGCCUGCUCUGGCUUAAUAGGGAGAACCUCACCGUGUGCUUUGAGUCUGGAAUUGUGGGUCAGGAUCUGGAGAGGGUCCUGAGGGAACAGGGCCUGACGGUGGGCCACGAACCGGAUUCCUACGAGUUCAGCACCCUGGGCGGCUGGGUGGCCACCCGUGCCUCUGGGAUGAAGAAGAAUGUCUACGGAAAUAUCGAGGAUCUGGUGGUGCGCGUCAGGAUGGUGACACCCACUGGUACUCUGGAGCGGGAGUGCAGUGCACCGCGCGUGAGCUGCGGACCGGAUUUCAACCAUGUGAUCCUGGGCUCCGAGGGCAUGCUGGGCGUCAUCACGGAGGUGGUGCUAAAGGUGCGACCCCUGCCUCCAGUGCGGCGUUACGGAUCCUUGGCCUUUCCCAACUUUGAGGAGGGUGUGCUCUUCAUGCGCGAGGUGGCCCGAAGGAGAUGUCAGCCCGCCUCCGUCCGGCUAAUGGACAACGAGCAGUUUAUGUUUGGCCAGGCUCUGAAGCCGGAGAAGAGCUGGUGGGAGGCGGUCAAGGAUGGACUGAAGCAGCGCUACGUUACCUCUUGGAAGGGCAUCGAUCUUAGCCAGAUCUGUGCCGCCACUUUGCUCUUUGAAGGAGAGCUGAAGGAUGUGCAGCGUCAGGAGGCGCUCAUCUAUGAGAUUGCAGCACAGUUUAAGGGUUUUCCAGCGGGCGCCCAGAAUGGAGAACGUGGCUACAUACUGACCUUUGUGAUUGCCUACAUCAGGGACUUUGGCCUGAAUCAGGGCAUUGUGGCCGAGUCCUUUGAGACCUCUGUGCCCUGGGAUCGCUGCAGUCUGCUCUGCCGCUCAGUCAAGCAUCGCUUGGCCACGGAGUGCCAUAAGCGCGGCAUAACUUUGUACAUGUCCUCGUGUCGCGUGACCCAAACCUAUGAUUCUGGCGCCUGCAUCUACUUCUACUUUGGUUUCCGCUGCGUGGAUGUGCCUAAUCCCGUGGAGCUCUUCGAGGCCAUUGAGCACAGUGCCCGCGAUGAGAUUUUGUCCUGUGGAGGAUCCCUCUCCCAUCACCAUGGCGUGGGCAAAAUCCGUACCCAUUGGUACCGGGAUGCUGUCACCGAGACGGGCAGCUCCUUGUUCUCAGCAGCCAAGCGGCAUCUCGACCCUAAGAAUAUCUUUGCCCUGGGGAACCUCUUGCCCCUGGAGGAGGAGGAGGAUCAUCCGAAGAUUGAAGCCCUGCCAGCUUCAUCAUCAACACCACCGAAAGCCAAACUGUAGAGCAUAGAGUUCAUCUUAGUCCAUGUCCUAGUCUUAGUCUCUAAACUGAUUUCCUAGUCGCUCUUGGGGGUCUCUUUCUAUACCAACUUGUUCGGGUAUUCAGUGCUUUUGUAGCGGGCUCAUGUUUUCUAUGGGUUUUUUGAUAAAUAAAUGGAAUAUUUACGUAUUUGUAUAAUUAAAAAUGCUUUAUUUUA